GCGAUGUCGAGCUGGCUUUAGCAACCGGUGACUGCUCCUUUGCCCCAAGUGGAAAUGGCAGCUCCGGAGGGAGAUGGUGGGUUACAGCCAGAGGAACUCAGCGGAGCUCAGAUCGUAGCAGAAGCACUGAGAGGGCAGAAUCUUCGGUAUAUGUUUGGGAUUGUUGGUAUACCAGUGAUAGAAAUAGCCAUGGCAGCCCAAGCUGCUGGGAUUAAAUACAUUGGAAUGAGAAAUGAGCAAGCUGCUUGUUAUGCAGCAUCUGCAGUGGGAUAUUUAACUGGAAGGCCAGGCAUUUGCCUUGCAGUCUCUGGCCCAGGUCUUUUACACACACUAGGAGGAAUGGCAAAUGCAAACAUGAAUUGCUGGCCUUUAAUUGUCCUUGCAGGAUCCUCUGACCGAAAUCAGGAAACAAUGGGUGCAUUUCAGGAAUUUCCACAGGUUGAGGCGUGUCGGCUUUACAGCAAAUUUUCAUCUAGACCAAACAGUUUGGAAGCUAUACCUGCCAUUAUAGAAAAGGCAGUUAGAAGCAGCAUCUAUGGCCGUCCAGGAGCUUGUUAUGUUGAUAUUCCUGGAGAUAUGGUGACGUCAACAAUCCGGAGUGAAUUACUGAGAACUGUUCCUUGUUGUCUCCGUGCUCCAGUGGCCAUGGCAGAACCUCAAGUAGUAAAAGAAGCAGCUUUGAUCAUUAGAAGUGCCAAGAGGCCGCUUGUUAUUGUUGGCAAAGGUGCAGCCUAUUCUCGUGCUGAAGAUAACAUCAAGAAGCUUAUAAACUCGUGUGGACUACCAUUUCUGCCUACUCCAAUGGGGAAAGGUGUGGUACCUGACAACCAUCACAACUGUGUCUCUGCUGCCAGGUCUAGAGCUUUGCAGAACGCAGAUGUGAUUCUGCUGCUGGGAGCCAGGUUAAACUGGAUUUUACAUUUCGGGCAUCCACCAAGGUUUCGUGCUGAUGUAAAAAUCAUACAGGUUGAUCUAUGUGCUGAAGAACUAGGAAAUAAUGUGAAGCCCGUUGCUGCCUUACUCGGUGAUGUGAAUGCUGUGGUCGAACAGUUAUUGGAGUGCUUCAGGAUUAACCCUUGGACUUACCCAUCCAACUCUGAGUGGUGGCUUCGCCUAAAGGAGAAAAUGAAAGACAAUGAAGAAGAAUCCAAGGCUUUGGCUGCACAGAAAACCCUGCCCAUGAAUUAUUACACUGUGUUCCACAACAUCCAAGCAGUGCUACCAGAAGAUUGUAUUAUAGUCAGCGAGGGUGCCAAUACCAUGGACAUUGGACGUACAGUGUUGCAAAACUACCUGCCUAGGCACAGAUUGGAUGCUGGCACCUUCGGCACCAUGGGUGUAGGUCUAGGUUUUGCUGUAGCUGCAGCACUGAUUGCCAAGGAUGAGAGUCCCCGUCAGCGGGUUAUCUGUAUUGAAGGAGACAGUGCCUUUGGCUUUUCUGGCAUGGAAGUGGAGACUAUAUGCAGGUACCGUUUGCCAAUAGUGGUAAUUGUAGUAAACAAUAACGGAAUUUACAGUGGAGUGGACGAGGACACAUGGAAAGAGCUGGCAGAAGCAGGGGAUGCUGCAAUUGUAGCUCCACCCAUCUCUCUCUCACCUAAUGCUCACUAUGAGCAGGUCAUGACUGCAUUUGGUGGAAAAGGCUACUUUGUACAAACACCAGAGGAGCUGCAAAAGGCACUUACUGCAUGUUUAGCAGACCAGAAACUACCAUCACUUAUUAAUGUGAUGAUUGACCCAUCAUCUGAUAGAAAGAAACAAGAUUUUACUUGGCUGACUCGUUCCAAUAUGUGACUGGAAUAAAUGGCAAAACCAAAGCAGAGUAAGCCAGGCUAACUGGAAGACAUAUGUUAGUGACAUCAUUUUGCGUACCAAUUUGCAAGGUGAAAUUUUGGCAAGAUUGGAUGCUUAUAUUCUUUAAAGAAAAUGUGAUUACUGUUGAUUCUGAAUUUGCUGAACUUGGGAUGGACCACAAGAAUAAAUUAACUUUAUACUGCUACUAAGGUUGUGAUCAUGAAAGUUUCUGAAGCAGAGAGGUUGGCAAUAAUCUUUUGUCUUGCCAAAGAGGAAAGUAGGUUUAGAUUGCUGGACGAUAGACCAGAGUCAAUAUGGGAAGUAGUAAAGAUGUUAUAAUUCCAUUGUAAAAUUAUAUAAAUAACUGUAAAACACUGCCAUUAACUACAACCAGAAAAUAAUCUUAUACAAUGUUUAGACUAAUACCUGUAACUAAUACUGCAUUUUUUUUCUCUUAACUUCUAUUACAAAAUGAAGCACACCUUUCUGUUUACAUGAUAUUCCAGCAUAAUGUAGUUGGGAAAUUGUACUUCAUAGAAAUAAAAACAUAUAUGAUUUUAAGUUCCA
This is a messenger RNA of Hemiscyllium ocellatum (epaulette shark), 2361 nucleotides long. RefSeq names its product 2-hydroxyacyl-CoA lyase 1 (gene hacl1). The transcript is spliced from 17 exons. Lineage: Eukaryota; Metazoa; Chordata; Chondrichthyes; Orectolobiformes; Hemiscylliidae. Gene Ontology annotation, molecular function: magnesium ion binding; thiamine pyrophosphate binding; catalytic activity. The coding region runs from base 55 to 1794 and encodes 579 amino acids. Gene Ontology annotation, cellular component: peroxisome. Gene Ontology annotation, biological process: fatty acid alpha-oxidation. The record is from RefSeq and is a predicted model, not a curated record.